Molecule: messenger RNA, 1452 nt
Organism: Ipomoea nil (Japanese morning glory)
Lineage: Eukaryota; Viridiplantae; Streptophyta; Magnoliopsida; Solanales; Convolvulaceae
Product: 3-oxoacyl-[acyl-carrier-protein] reductase 4-like
Exons: 11
Coding region: 221-1195 (324 amino acids)
Biological process (GO): fatty acid biosynthetic process
Molecular function (GO): NAD binding; 3-oxoacyl-[acyl-carrier-protein] reductase (NADPH) activity
Source: RefSeq, a predicted model, not a curated record
AUUAUCAUUGGCAUUAUUUUGGUAAAGUCUUCCACUAAAAUUCAACCCGGGCUGCUAGGUGUUCUUCUCCAUUUCUUCUCUCUCCGCUUCUCCCCAACCGGCGAGCUUUGGCCGGAAACUACAACCAUCCAUCGGAGAACAAUUGACACUGAGUUGCGCUCCUUACGCUUAUCCCUCAAUUGCUUCUUCAGUUAUAUAGCUGGCGACUCUACCCCGAUUUAUGGCUUCAAUCGCCGUCAACUCCGUCACUGCCCGCGGCAUCACCAAAAUCUCCGCCUCUGCCCGCCAUCAACUUUCCCUUCUACGCCUCUCUUACGCCCCCUUCCAAUCACCUCCUCUUUCGUUGCAAUGCCGCUGGUCCUCUUCCUCUUCCUCUUCCUCUUCUCCUCCCAUCUCAGGUGUGAGAGCUCAGGUGGCGGCUACAGAGCAAGCAGGGACCAAUGCUACCGCGAAAGUUGAAACUCCAGUCGUCAUUGUGACCGGUGCUUCUCGUGGAAUUGGGAAGGCAAUUGCUUUGGCUUUGGGAAAGGCUGGUUGCAAGGUCUUGGUGAACUAUGCUAGAUCUUCCAAGGAGGCAGAAGAUGUUUCCAAAGAGAUUGAAGCAAGUGGCGGCCAAGCUUUUGCUUUUGGGUGUGAUGUUUCAAAAGAAGAUGAUGUAGAGUCAAUGAUUAAGAGUGUAAUUGAUCGAUGGGGAACAGUUGAUAUAUUGAUAAAUAAUGCUGGAAUCACCCGUGAUGGUUUGUUGAUGAGAAUGAAGAAGUCCCAAUGGCAGGAGGUUAUUGAUUUGAACCUGACUGGGGUUUUUCUCUGUACACAGGCGGCAGCUAAAAUUAUGAUUAAGAAGAAAAAGGGAAGAAUCAUUAACAUAGCUUCUGUUGUUGGCUUGGUUGGGAAUUCUGGCCAAGCCAAUUACAGUGCUGCAAAAGCAGGAGUCAUUGGCUUAACCAAGAGUGUAGCAAAAGAAUAUGCCAGCAGGAAUAUAACUGUUAAUGCUGUGGCUCCUGGAUUUAUUGCAUCUGAUAUGACAGCCAUGCUUGGUGAAGACAUUGAAAAGAAAAUUCUUGGCACUAUUCCCUUAGGACGAUAUGGUCAACCGGAAGAAGUGGCUGGGCUAGUGGAAUUUCUGGCAGUCAAUCCAGCUGCCAGUUAUAUUACUGGUCAGGUGUUCACUAUUGAUGGUGGGAUGGUAAUGUGAAUGUAUGCAGCAAGCAUUUUUCUGCAUUGAGCUUUAAAGUAGGAGAGAGUUUGGUACUUGUAAUAUAGAUAGAGAUAACCUCGGAAGAAAGGGAAAUCGGUUUAAUGAGUCAAGUUGAUGUCGAAAUCUUCCCUUAGUUUUCUACCUUAAUAUUAUAGUAUCCUUAUGCUGGAUUCCUUGUGUUCCUUUUUAGUUUAGUUCCCAGGCAAGCACAGCAAUAAACUUCUCUUUAAAGGAAAUGGAAUUUGUUCAAGUCA